Drosophila teissieri is the source of this 3125-nucleotide messenger RNA. RefSeq names its product hippocampus abundant transcript-like protein 1. The transcript has a single exon. The record is from RefSeq and is a predicted model, not a curated record. NCBI's taxonomy places the organism in Eukaryota, Metazoa, Arthropoda, Insecta, Diptera, Drosophilidae. Gene Ontology annotation, molecular function: transmembrane transporter activity. Bases 35 to 1489 code for a protein of 484 amino acids. Gene Ontology annotation, cellular component: membrane. Gene Ontology annotation, biological process: transmembrane transport.
CCAAUUUAAGACUCAGUGUAGCAUUAACUAUUGUAUGCCCACUAAAGGAAUUAGCUACGCUGAAAGUCCAUACAAAUUGUGUUUUCAGUUCAAUUUUCAUAUCGAUAACGUAGUAUUCUCUAUUGUGUACUUCCAAGGUAUACAUAUGUUCAAGAUCGGUCUGAAGAAAUUACUCGUAUCGCUGGCCUCCAUUUCGGGAAUUGGAAAGCCAAGUGUUAGACACAUACUGGUAGUUGUUUUUCUGGAAUACUUCGCCUGGGGCCUUCUGACAAUGCCUAUGAUAGCCACCUUAAAGGAAACCUUCCCAGACCACACGUUCCUAAUGAACGGAUUAGUCAUGGGUGUCAAGGGAAUACUCUCGUUUCUAUCGGCGCCCCUGAUCGGAGCUUUAUCGGAUAUGUAUGGGCGGAAAGUGCUGCUCCUUAUAACAGUGAUCUUCACUUGCCUACCCAUCCCCAUGAUGACCAUCGAUAACUGGUGGUUCUUUGUGAUCAGUUCGAUCAGUGGAGUUUUGGGCGUUAGCUUCUCUGUGGUUUUUGCCUAUGUGGCGGAUGUCACCACAAAGGACGAGCGCUCUAGAUCCUGUGGACUGGUCUCGGCCACCUUUCCUGCCAGUUUGGUGAUUGCCCCAUUUUUGGGCAAUCUCAUUAUGGAUCUUUACGGAAUUAAUACUGUGGUGUUAGUAGCGACUUUGGUCUCCACAACAAACGUGAUGUUUGUACUUCUGGCUGUUCCCGAAAGUUUACUAAGAAACGUUAGAUCCACUGGAUUGAGCUGGAAACAAGCUGAUCCUUUUUUAGCCCUACGAAGAGUGGGUGCGGAUCCCAAUAUCCUGCUAUUGUGCAUAGUGGUAUUCAUGUUUCUACUUCCCGAAGCUGGGGAAUACUCCUGUGUACCAGCCUAUCUGAAACUAACAAUGGGAUUUGAUUUUAAGGAACUCUCCACGUUGGUGGCUUUAAUGGCUAUAUUAAGCAUUUCGAUAAACUUGACUUUGGGAUCUAUAGUGAAAACAUUGGGUGCCAAGAAAGUUAUAAUACUGGGAUUACUUCUGGAAAUGCUGCAUCUAAUACUGUACGCCAUAGGAUACGAAAAGUGGCAAAUGUGGCUAGCUGGCAAUGUAGCUGCCCUGAGUUCCAUCACUUUUCCUGCCGUGAGUUUCUAUUUAACCCUCUACACGGAUGGCGAAACUCAGGGAGCAGUUCAGGGAAUGAUCACGGGAAUGUCGGGAUUAUGCAGUGGACUUGGACCCGCCCUGUUUGGUAUCGUAUUCUACUUAUCCGACAUGGAUUUGAGUGAGGAUCGGAUUUUGAUAGGGAGUGUAAGUGGAGAACGCACAGUGGUCGGUCCCUUUAUGCUUGGAGCUAUCCCUGUGUUUAUUGGCAUUCUGUUGGCAUUGUAUAUCCCAGAUGAAAAGGUUUCCAAGGAAAAGAGAGGGGAAUUUUCCGCCCUAAAGUAUAUCAUUGAAAUGGAGGAGGCGUCCGUUUUAUAGUUUAAACAAAUCUUUAUUUAGAUAACUUGUUUACUUAAAAUUCUAGUUACAAAAACUUUAGUUAUAAAGCGUUGAAAUAAAUAAAUUGUAUAAUAUUAAGAAACAUUCAGUUUUGAGUCUACUUAUACAAGCUGUAAACUGAAUUAAGCUCAUAUUCUUUUUUUGUGAAUUUGUGAUUUAGUGGGUUAAAGCUUAGAAGCUAUGUCGAUCGUUGUCUUUAUUUAAUCAGCCACCUUAGCACAGCCUCUCAGUCGACGACCGCUUUUGUUUAUUUUGGUUAUGUUUUCUAAUUUCCUUGGCAUUACCCUGCUAUUUAUUUAUAAAUUUGGAUUUUUCUCUUCUUAUUUGUUUAGAAGCAGAAAAUUCACAACAGUUUGUUGACUCUUACGCAACAGUCUGGCUUUUUGUUUGUUUUGCCCAUCAACAUUGUCCAAUCAGUAGCAAAAGAAAUUGCCAAAAGAUAAUUUAUUAACAACAAUUGCAGAAACCCAAAAAUAGACCAAGCUGCCCUGAAGUCCCACGUAUAUUUCCCCAUCACUUGGCGAACGAUUGGCAAACGAGCGUUCCUGUUUGGCAGAUAAAUUCCCUCAUUUUUUUUUUCUUUGGUUUUUUUCAAACACAGGCGAAACCAAAAACUUUCCAUUUGAAAAAGCGAGAAUCCCAUUAAAUUUGUACGUAUGUAUGUAUGUAAAGCUAACCAAAGCGAGCCAUAAAGUUCAGAAAAUAGUGUGAUUAUACUGAAACACGUGCAGGCAAAAGCGAUUCUCUUACUCUCUUAGAGACCUGAAAAUAUGGGGAGAUUAUGAGAAAGAGUCUCACUGGCGUCGGCUGGGUAAAUAUUAUUUAGCAGAGGUGCAGGAGCGGAUUGAGUUGAAUUAGGGUGCUGAAGAGGGUGUUCAAAGGCACAGCUUUGUAGUUCAAUGGGUUCUAUAAAAAUGUAAAUAUCUUGUUAGGUGAUUAUUUUAAUUAUCUCGUUGCCAUCAUAUUAUCUGAUCUGAUUAGUUGGAUCUAUGCAUAAAUUUACCUAAUAAAUUAACGAGAGUUCAACCGCAUUGGUUGGUCUUGUUAAAAAAAAUGAUAUGAUAUAUGUGUAUAAACAGGUUUUUUGUAGUUUAGCUCAGAGAAAAUACCAUUUAAUGCCAAGCCAUUUAUGUAGCUCCCUUUCAGAAUAACCCGCCCGGUUGCAAAAUUUCAGUGACACAUAACUUUUAUCUCGCUAUGUUGGUUUUGUAUCUCGCUUUUGUUGGCUGUCAAACAAAUGCCUCCUUUUAGGUUUUUUCAGCCGCGUCUGGUUUCCUGCCAUUGGCCUUCAAUUUUGAUUCUUUGCCGAGCACUAUCAGCCCAACCAGUCAUACAAAUGUAUGGAACAUAUGCUCACACGAAUGCGGCAACCAGCCGCCUUGCACAUGUACAUAAAAAGCGAAACUAUUCCGUGAUUCAGGAGAGAAAUACUUUGUUGCUACACGGGGAGAAAUAUUGGGGUGGAAGCAACGGGUCGAAAUCGAUAAGCCUUGGCUUGAUAAGACGUCUGUGCCUCCCAGUCCCCCUCCCCAUUUCACUACUCUGCUAAAUGCGAUGCGAAUUUCUAUGGGUCUUAAUUAGCAUUGCGAAUGGCUGAUGACCGGGAAAACGGGGG